This is a messenger RNA of Toxotes jaculatrix (banded archerfish), 1941 nucleotides long. RefSeq names its product vesicle (multivesicular body) trafficking 1 (gene vta1). The transcript is spliced from 9 exons. Lineage: Eukaryota; Metazoa; Chordata; Actinopteri; Toxotidae. The coding region runs from base 95 to 1069 and encodes 324 amino acids. Gene Ontology annotation, cellular component: multivesicular body. Gene Ontology annotation, biological process: late endosome to vacuole transport via multivesicular body sorting pathway. The record is from RefSeq and is a predicted model, not a curated record.
CGGAAGUGAAGGAAACACUUAAGCUAACAACAACAAGGAGUCUGUUCUGACUUCCAUUGAUGUCUUUUCGUCUCCUGGCGUUUUUUUUGAAGACAUGGCUCUACCGGCUCAGCUCAAACCCAUCCAGCACCACCUCCGGACCGCACAGGAACACGAGAAACGGGACCCGGUCGUGGCUUACUACUGUCGGCUCUAUGCUAUGCAGACAGGCAUGAAGCUGGAAAGUAAAACACCAGAGUGCCGAAAGUUCCUGGUCAAACUCAUGGACCAGCUGGAAUCGAUGAAGAAGGAGCUGAGUGACAACGACUCCAUCAGUCAGGAGGUUGUUGGAAACGCUCACAUCGAAAACUACGCCUUAAAAAUGUUCCUGUACGCAGACAACGAGGACCGAUCAGGACGAUUCCACAAGAACAUGAUCAAGUCCUUCUACACAGCCAGUCUGCUGCUGGACGUCCUGUCUGUGUUCGGGGAGUUGUCGGAGGAGAACAUCCAGCACAGGAAGUACGCCCGUUGGAAGGCCACCUACAUCCACAACUGUCUGAAGAAUGGGGAGACGCCUCAGCCCGGGCCCAUCGCCAUGGAUGAGGACGAGGAAGCAGAUGAGUUCGGAGCUGAAGGUUCCUCAGGCCCGGGUCCUUCCCAUGGGGCGUCCUUCAGGGGUGGUCCUCCUUCUGAGUCCUAUGAGGACAAGAGCUUGCAUCCAGGUCCUUCCCCAGGAAUUGGAUUUACUCCGAGUCCAGGAUUGGGGCCAUCGGGUCCCCCCACCACCACCUACAACAACAUCCACAUCCCACCGGGGGCCCACGCACCGGCCAACACUCCAGCCGAGCUGCCACCACCCGCAGCAGAAGGAGUUAAACCUGUGCCUAUGCCCCGAUCAGUGCCCACUGUUGACCCCACACUGCUCAACGCCCAGCAGCAGGGUGGUGUUCACCUCUCGCCGGAGGACUUCACCAAGGCUCAGAAGUACUGUAAGUACGCGGGCAGCGCCCUGCAGUACGAGGACGUGAGCACGGCCGUCCAGAACCUCCAGAAAGCCCUGAAACUCCUGACCACCGGCAAAGAAUGAAGCCUUUGUCCUCCGAUCCCAUCCCUCCAUCCCUCCUUCCUCCAUCCCCCUCUUUUCUCCCCAGCAGCGCCGCUCUAUCUGUCACUGAUCUGGCCCACGGCGAGCCGAGGACGCAACACACACACACACACACACAGUGAAGAGAGCUGUUCAGCUCGCCGUCAGAGGACAUGAUGGAAAUCAGUCUGCAACAAUGGCUGCCUGUGUCUGACACUGUGUCCCACUGACUGACUGACUGACAGUCCUUGUCUGUGACUGUCUGUGACUGUCUGUCUGUCUGUAGAGCCCAUUAUUGAUCAUUAUUGAUCAGUUACAGUUGAUCAGAUUUUCAGUAUGGUCACACACUGAUGACACUAAAUGUUGGUAAAUUUCCAUUAAAACAAAUUUCGGUUCCUUUUCUGUAAAAACAAAAAAAAACAAACCUGAACUCAAGGUUUUCAAGAAGGACAAAAAGAAGAAACAGGCUGAGUCAGCGAGCAGCUUUCAGACUCACCUGUGGAGCAGGUAGAUCCUUCACACGCUCUGUGACCACGGGUUCCAGAUCACGUUCAUUCUCAAACACAACAAACAUCCACAACAAGGAAAAUCUGAAAACCUGUUUCUGUCUUUUCUUCUCUGUAAAAAGUUCAGAAUUUAUUCGACAUCCAGUUUAAAACUUGGACUCAUUAGACUUUUGUUUUUUCGGAGACAUGGAGGUUUUUGUCCUGAAGUCUUUUACUGCUAAUGUGUUUGAUUAUUGCUGUUGGUUACUGCUCAGACGCCGGUGCUGGUUUUUCUCUGAGCUUCUUUUAGUGGGACUUUUCUGGUUUGUGCUGCAGGAUCUCGUCACCUGUCGAAGUCAGAGGCGGUUUGAAUAAAACAUGUGAAACGAU